Penicillium macrosclerotiorum is the source of this 1194-nucleotide messenger RNA. RefSeq names its product nucleolar and coiled-body phosphoprotein 1 family protein. The transcript has 2 exons. NCBI's taxonomy places the organism in Eukaryota, Fungi, Ascomycota, Eurotiomycetes, Eurotiales, Aspergillaceae. The record is from RefSeq and is a predicted model, not a curated record. The coding region runs from base 1 to 1194 and encodes 397 amino acids. Gene Ontology annotation, cellular component: nucleolus; nucleoplasm.
AUGGCCUCUACCAAGAAGGCUGUGGCCAAGAAGUCCUCUACGAGCAAUUCCGAUGUUCCUCCUCAACUUAUCACGGCUGUUGCCUCAUUCCUCUCCGAUAAUGGCUUUUCUGCUGCCAGCGAGGCUCUCACAAAGGAGUUGAAGAAGGCUGGUAAAGCCCAGGCUGAUGCUGCUAACACUCCGUCCCUGUUGGAACUCUUUCAGACUUGGGAGAAGACCGCUAAAACAUCGGGCUCUUCUGAAUCCAGCUCGGACUCCGACAGUGACUCCAGUGACUCCGACAUUGACUCCGACAGUGAUUCCGACAGUGAUUCCGACAGUGAUUCCGACAGUGACUCGGAUGUCGAUAUGGAAGAUGCUCCCAAAACGAACGCUCGUGCCUCGUCCUCUUCGUCAUCAUCGUCAUCCUCUUCUUCGUCUUCAUCUUCCUCUAGCUCUGACAGCGAUUCGGAUGAUGAGGAGGAUAGCGUUGCACCUCCUGUCACGAAGCCCGCUGGUGUGAAGCGCAAAGCCGAGUCCAGUGACUCAUCUUCGUCUGAAUCCGACUCGGACUCGGACUCUGAUGACUCCUCAUCUGAAGAUGAUGCCCCUCCUAAGGCCAAGAAGGCCAAGGUCUCCAAGUCCGAGUCCUCUUCUGAGGACUCCAGCUCUUCUAGCUCGGACUCCGAUUCUUCAUCAGACUCCUCUGAUUCUGAGGAGGAGUCUGCCAAGAAGACGGAUGCAAAGGCUCUGAAGAAGGCCGUUAAGACUCCUCUUCCUGAGUCCUCAAGCUCUGGCAGCUCGAGCUCUUCGUCUGACGAUAGCUCCGACGACGAGAACGCUGGCGGUGUUGUCAUUGAACCCGUGUCAUCUGCUUCCAGCGCCACUGUCUCUGCCUCAUCCGCCUCUCCUGUAUCUGAGGGCAAGCCUCAACAGAGCUCUUCGUCCAACGCUAGUCCUGCUCCGGGUCAAGGUCCCGUCAAGAAGAAGCAUGUCGGGGCUCGCCCCACUCCUCUUGCAGAGCUGAGCAUGCAGCCUUUUGAUGGGCCAACUAACGAUUAUGUCUCGUAUGCUUAUGCUGAUCGUGCCUAUAAGGAUCUUUCGGUCACUCGUGGCAAGGGAUUCACCAAGGAAAAGAACAAGAAGAAGCGCGGCUCGUACCGCGGUGGCCCCAUCGAUAUCUCGGGCGGCAAGUCCUUCAAGUUCGACGACUAG